Messenger RNA from Triticum turgidum subsp. durum (durum wheat), 840 nucleotides. Lineage: Eukaryota; Viridiplantae; Streptophyta; Magnoliopsida; Poales; Poaceae. The record is from the annotation of a GenBank genome assembly.
AUGGGUUUGCUUCCAACUCCUAAGCAAGUCUACGGUCGGACGCCACGGUAUCUAAAGAACAUCAAUAUGACUAGAACUGAUGGAUCACCAUAUGAAGUUGAACAUGACGUUUGGGAGGCAAUAGCAAAGAUGCAGGAGCAUAUAAAAAAGCAAGACCAGAUUAUUAAAGAUAUGAAUAACAAAGAAGGCCAUGUCAAUAAUGGCAUAGAAGAGGAAAACCUCCAAUCAAAUGAUAAUGGUAUUUCUCGCUCACCACUACUGCUUGGUAAAACAAAGAGAAUCCAGUGCAAUGGACCCGUUGAGGCAUGCUCGUCUAUGCAACAUGACAUUCCUAAGGAUACUAAUUUAUCACGUUCGCAUGAAAAGGUUGGCGACCAUGAUGUCAACCAAUUACAAAUUCUACAAAAUUCAUCAUCACCACAAGACCUUGUUAUUGAUUCUGUGCUAGAGGUGAUGGAAACGAGGAAUAUUACGGGUGAAUCUGUUUCAAGACCAAACCAGCAAAGGACUAGAACUGAACACCCACACCGCUCAAAAAGAAGGCGUUCUUCUUCCAUCAAGGUUGCUUCCAAAGUAGUCUUAAAGACUUCAACAUAUCCCAACAAGCGGAAUGUUGCGUAUGGUACUAUUCGGAGUACUGAUCCAAGAACAAAGGCUGGUGGUAUUGAGUUAGGUGCUGAAUUUGCUCUUGUGCGCAUAGACGAACCUAUUCUUGAUAAUGAGGAGUUGGUAAGGGAAGUUUCUGAUUGCAAGACAAUUGGCGAGGCUUUCACUUCAGGAUACUUAAUUGACUGGCCUUCAGCUUUUGAUUCGAGAGAAGGAUGGUUGAUUUGCAGUUGA